GUGAAGAGACAGUGAACUUCUGACCGACUUCAAACAGACCAAAGCUUCAAUCUGCCAAGGAUUCAAAUCUCAGGAAGAGAAAAAAGAUGCUGCAGGGGCUGUUCAGUCGGCACAGGCUGAAGCACGAGCGGCUGGAGGAGGAAGCAGAAGUUCGGUUUAAAGGGAAGCUGGUGUCGGAGAGAGAGCUGGGCUACACGUUCGUGCGGCCAGGAGGCUCCAACUAUUCCAGUCCGUCGUUGGCUCCAGUCCCCAGUCUGAAUGAGGACGAGCAUGUGGGGGGCGGGGGUGGGGUGCUGGGUCUUGCACCUGAACACAUUCCCACCCCUGGCGCCCCCCUCAGCUGGCAGGCAGCCAUCGACGCGGCACGGCAGGCCAAGCUGAUGGGCACCACCGGAGCCCCGAUCUCCACUGCGUGCUCCACGCAGCGUAAACGCCAGCACUACACCAAACCCAAGAAACAGGCAACCACUGCCUCCACGCGCCCACCCCGAGCCCUUCUCUGCCUAACUCUUAAAAACCCCAUCCGCAGGGCGUGCAUUAGUAUUGUGGAAUGGAAACCGUUUGAAAUCAUAAUUUUGAUGACUAUUUUUGCAAACUGUGUGGCCUUAGCUGUCUACAUCCCUUUCCCCGAGGACGAUUCCAACGCAACCAACUCAAACCUGGAACGGGUGGAGUAUCUCUUUCUGAUCAUUUUUACGGUGGAAGCAUUUCUGAAAGUUAUUGCAUACGGGCUGCUGUGGCACCCUAAUGCAUACCUUCGGAACGGCUGGAACUUGUUGGAUUUCAUCAUCGUGGUGGUUGGGCUCUUCAGUGCAAUAUUAGAGCAGGCCACUAAAGGGGAUGGUGGGACUUCAAUGGGAGGCAAGGCUGCAGGGUUUGAUGUAAAAGCCCUGCGAGCCUUUAGAGUGUUAAGACCUCUGAGACUAGUAUCUGGAGUACCUAGUUUACAGGUGGUGCUGAACUCCAUCAUUAAAGCCAUGGUUCCCCUCCUGCACAUCGCUCUGCUCGUUCUGUUUGUCAUCAUUAUUUAUGCCAUCAUUGGCCUCGAGCUCUUCAUGGGCAAGAUGCACAGAACCUGUUUUUUCUUCAAAGAUGGACACAGAGGUACUAUAUCUGAAGAGAAGCCGGCCCCCUGCGCCCCAGGCACUACCCAUGGACGCCAUUGCACCCCGGCCAACGUAACACAAUGCAUGAUGGGAUGGGCGGGCCCAAAUGAUGGAAUCACGAACUUUGAUAACUUUGCAUUUGCCAUGCUGACUGUGUUUCAAUGCAUCACGAUGGAGGGCUGGACUGACGUCCUGUACUGGAUGCAGGAUUCCAUGGGUUAUGAGCUUCCGUGGGUCUAUUUUGUCAGUCUGGUCAUCUUUGGAUCCUUUUUCGUUCUAAAUCUGGUUCUGGGUGUGUUGAGCGGAGAGUUCUCUAAAGAGCGGGAAAAGGCCAAAGCUCGUGGCGAUUUCCAGAAGCUCCGUGAGAAGCAGCAGCUGGAGGAGGAUCUGAAGGGCUACCUGGACUGGAUCACGCAGGCGGAGGAUAUCGACCCUGAGAACGAUGACGAGGGACUGGACGACGACAAGCCUAGAAAUCUGAGUAUGCCGGCCAGUGAAAAUGAGUCAGUAAACACUGAUAAUGCUCCAGCUGGAGACAUGGAGGGAGAGACCUGCUGUACUCGCAUGGCAAAUAGGAUCUCCAAAUCCAAAUUCAGUCGAUAUUCACGCCGAUGGAAUCGGUUAUGUCGGCGCACGUGCCGUGCAGCAGUGAAGUCAAAUGUGUUCUACUGGCUGGUGAUUUUCCUGGUAUUUUUGAACACACUUACCAUUGCCUCUGAGCACCACCAGCAGCCAGAAUGGCUCACCAAUGUGCAAGAAAUCGCCAAUAAGGUGUUGCUGGCUCUUUUUACUGGUGAGAUGCUGCUGAAGAUGUACAGCCUGGGCCUACAGGCCUAUUUCGUCUCCCUUUUUAACCGCUUUGACAGUUUUGUGGUGUGUGGUGGAAUUCUGGAGACUAUCCUGGUGGAAAUAAAGGUCAUGUCACCCCUCGGCAUCUCUGUGCUGCGCUGUGUGCGUCUGCUCCGCAUCUUCAAGAUCACCAGGUACUGGAACUCUCUCAGUAAUCUGGUGGCAUCUCUGCUGAACUCGGUGCGCUCCAUCGCGUCCCUGCUUCUGCUGCUCUUCCUGUUCAUCAUCAUCUUCAGUCUACUUGGAAUGCAGCUCUUUGGUGGCAAGUUCAACUUUGAUGAGACGCGCCGCAGCACCUUCGAUAACUUCCCCCAGUCGCUCCUCACCGUCUUUCAGAUUUUGACCGGAGAGGACUGGAACUCUGUGAUGUAUGAUGGGAUCAUGGCGUACGGUGGACCCUCCUUUCCUGGCAUGCUUGUCUGCAUUUAUUUCAUCAUCCUCUUCAUCUGCGGAAACUACAUCCUCCUGAAUGUCUUCUUGGCCAUUGCUGUGGACAACCUGGCAGACGCAGAGAGUCUGACAUCAGCGCAGAAGGAGGAAGAGGAGGAGAAAGAGAGGAAGAAGCUGGCUAGAACGGCCAGUCCAGAGAAGCGUCAGGACUCUGAGAAACCACCUCUGGAGGAUGAAAAGAAAGAGGAAAAGAUUGAACUAAAAUCCAUCACUUCUGAUGGAGAGACGCCAACUGCCACUAAGAUCAACAUCAAUGAGUACACAGGGGAGGAGAAUGAGGAGAAGAAUCCAUAUCCUGUGAACGAUUUCCCAGCAGGAGAGGAGGACGAGGAGGAGCCAGAGAUGCAAGUAGGUCCUCGUCCACGUCCGCUCUCCGACAUUCAGCUGAAGGAGAAAGCUGCCCCCAUGCCAGAAGCCAAAGCUUUCUUUAUUUUCAGCUCCUCUAACAAGUUCAGGGUUUUGUGUCAUAAGAUUGUAAACCAUAACAUCUUCACCAAUUUAAUCCUGUUCUUUAUACUGCUGAGCAGUAUUUCACUGGCAGCGGAGGACCCAGUGAAUAAUGACUCAUUCAGGAAUCAGAUUCUAGGCUAUGCAGAUUAUGUGUUUACAGGAAUCUUCACCAUAGAGAUCAUAUUAAAGAUGACAGCGUAUGGAGCAUUCCUACAUAAGGGUUCAUUUUGUCGGAAUUAUUUUAAUAUUUUGGAUCUGGUGGUGGUCAGUGUGUCUCUGAUCUCCUCUGGAAUUCAGUCAAGUGCCAUUAAUGUAGUGAAGAUUCUCAGAGUGCUGAGGGUGUUGAGGCCCCUGAGAGCAAUCAACAGAGCCAAGGGCCUCAAACAUGUGGUCCAGUGUGUGUUUGUAGCCAUCCGUACCAUCGGGAACAUCGUCAUCGUCACCACUUUGCUGCAGUUCAUGUUUGCCUGUAUUGGUGUUCAGCUUUUCAAGGGCAAAUUCUUCUACUGCACAGACACCUCUAAACAGACACAUGCCGAAUGCCGGGGGUCCUAUAUAUUAUACAAAGACGGGAAUGUUGGGAAGCCAGAGAAAGCACAGCGUUCAUGGGAGAACAGUGACUUCAACUUUGAUGAUGUCCUGCAGGGCAUGAUGGCUCUGUUUGCCGUGUCCACUUUUGAGGGUUGGCCAGGGCUCCUCUACAGAGCCAUCGACUCCCAUACCGAGGAUGUUGGCCCAGUCUACAACUACCGUGUGAUCAUCUCUAUAUUCUUCAUCAUCUACAUCAUCAUCAUCGCCUUCUUCAUGAUGAACAUAUUCGUAGGUUUCGUCAUUGUGACAUUUCAGGAGCAGGGAGAGCAAGAGUACAAAAACUGUGAGCUGGACAAGAACCAGCGCCAGUGUGUGGAAUAUGCCCUGAAGGCCCGUCCCCUGCGCAGGUACAUCCCCAAGAACCCGUAUCAGUACAAGGUGUGGUACGUGGUGAACUCCACCUACUUUGAGUACCUGAUGUUCACCCUCAUCCUUCUCAACACCAUCUGCCUGGCCAUGCAGCAUCAUGGCCAAUCUCAGUCCUUCAGCAAAGCCAUGAAUAUCCUCAAUAUGUUGUUCACCGGCCUCUUCACUGUGGAAAUGAUCCUCAAACUCAUCGCCUUCAAACCCAGGGGUUACUUUAGUGACCCCUGGAAUGUUUUUGACUUCCUCAUCGUAAUUGGCAGCAUUAUAGACGUCAUUCUGAGUGAGAUCAACCCAGCUGACCCCUCCUCCUCUACCCCCUCCUCUGUGGUAAGACCAAUGGGCCUCCAAAACACUGAAGAUAACGCCAGGAUUUCAAUCACGUUCUUUCGGCUGUUCCGUGUGAUGAGGCUGGUGAAGCUUCUGUCUCGGGGAGAGGGCAUUCGGACGCUGCUCUGGACCUUCAUUAAAUCCUUUCAGGCUCUUCCCUAUGUUGCUUUGCUGAUCGUAAUGCUGUUCUUCAUCUACGCCGUCAUUGGGAUGCAGAUGUUUGGUAAGAUUGCCCUGAGGGACAACAGCCAGAUCAACCGAAACAACAACUUCCAGACAUUUCCUCAGGCUGUUCUGCUGCUCUUCAGGUGUGCAACGGGGGAGGCAUGGCAGGAAAUCAUGCUGGCCUGUUCCCCGGACCGCCCAUGUGAGAAGGGGUCAGAGGUCGGCCAUUCCAGUGAAGUCUGUGGCAGCAACUUUGCCAUCAUCUACUUCGUUAGCUUUUAUAUGCUUUGCGCCUUCCUGAUCAUUAACCUCUUUGUGGCCGUCAUCAUGGACAACUUUGACUAUUUAACACGUGAUUGGUCGAUAUUGGGGCCACAUCACCUAGAUGAGUUUAAGAGGAUAUGGGCAGAAUACGAUCCUGAGGCCAAGGGUCGGAUAAAGCACCUGGAUGUUGUGACAUUACUGCGCAGGAUUCAGCCUCCCCUUGGAUUUGGAAAGCUUUGUCCACACAGAGUGGCAUGCAAGAGGCUUGUGUCCAUGAACAUGCCUCUCAAUAGUGACGGGACAGUGAUGUUCAACGCAACUCUUUUUGCUCUAGUAAGAACGGCUCUACGCAUCAAAACUGAAGGUAACCUGGAGCAAGCAAAUGAGGAACUCAGAGCCAUCGUGAAAAAGAUCUGGAAGAGGACGAGCAUGAAGCUGCUGGAUCAAGUUGUUCCCCCUGCUGGAGAUGAUGAAGUAACCGUUGGGAAGUUCUAUGCCACAUUCCUGAUUCAGGAAUACUUCAGGAAAUUUAAGAAGCGCAAGGAACAGGGCCUGGUGGCCAAAAUUGCCCCAAAGACUGCUCUUUCACUGCAGGCUGGCCUGCGUACACUGCAUGAUAUGGGUCCUGAGAUCAGAAGAGCGAUAUCAGGAGACCUGACUGUGGAGGAGGAGCUAGAGAGAGCCAUGAAGGAAACCGUGUGUGCUGCUUCUGAGGAUGAUAUCUUCAGGCGGUCUGGCGGUCUCUUCGGUAACCACGUCAACUACUACCACCAGAGUGAUGGCCACGCCUCCUUCCCACAGUCCUUCACAACACAGCGGCCAUUGCACAUCAGUAAAUCCGGGAGUCCCGUUGAGGCAGAAUCUCCCUCUCAUCAGAAGCUCGUCGACGCCACCUUCACUCCAAGCAGUUACUCUUCCUCAGGAUCAAACGCAAACAUCAACAACGCCAACAACACAGCCAUCGGACACCGGCACCCCAAACCUACCGUCAGCACAGUGGAUGGACACACGGGGCCACCCCUCACAACUGUCCCACUACCACGGCCCACAUGGUGCUUUCCUAACAAGAGGAGCUGUUUCUAUGACACUUUCAUGCGCUCUGAUUCCAGUGACAGUCGUCUCCCUAUAAUACGGCGAGAGGAAGCAUCUACAGAUGAGACGUACGAUGAAACAUUUCUAGACGAGAGAGAUCAGACCAUGCUCUCAAUGGACAUGCUGGAAUUUCAGGAUGAAGAGAGCAAGCAACUGGCUCCAAUGGUGGAGGCAGAUGUAGGGGAAGAGAGGAGGCCGUGGCAGUCUCCACGAAGACGGGCAUUCCUCUGCCCCACUGCACUGGGUCGACGGUCUUCCUUUCACUUUGAGUGUCUCAGAAAACAUAACAGACCUGAUGUUUCUCAGGAAACAGCAUUACCAUUGCACCUAGUGCAUCAUCAGGCUUUGGCUGUGGCAGGGUUGAGUCCCCUGCUGAGACGGAGUCAUUCUCCGACGCUGUUUACGCGUCUGUGCUCCACACCUCCUGCGAGUCCUAGUGGCCGCAGCGGGGGCGGGCCGUGCUACCAGCCCAUUCCGUCUCUGCGGCUAGAGGGCAGCGGAUCUUAUGAGAAACUCAACAGCAGCAUGCCGUCUGUGAACUGCAGCUCGUGGUACAGUGACAGUAAUGGCAACCACAGCAGGAGUGUGCAGAGGACGCAGCGACCCGUGUCCCUCACAGUUCCUCCGGUCACACGCAGAGACACCACAUCCCUGUCACACGGGAGCGCCGGCAGCCUCGUGGAGGCCGUAUUGAUAUCUGAGGGUUUGGGUCGCUAUGCACAGGAUCCCUCCUUCAUCCAGGUAGCGAAGCAGGAACUAGCGGACGCCUGCGACAUGACCAUGGAGGAGAUGGAGAACGCUGCCGACAACAUUCUCAACGCCAACGCACCGCCCAACGCCAACGGCAACCUGCUACCCUUCAUACAGUGCAGAGACACUGGCUCGCAGGAGUCCCAUUGCAGCCACACGCUGGGCCUCUCGACCGCCAUGGGCUCCGACGAGCUGCUGGGGGCGGAGCUAGAGUUCUCCGACGGGGCAGGGCAGCGGAACAGCACUCUGAUGGAUGAUGAUGACAUGGAGUGCGUGACCAGUUUGUAGGGGUAACAGCAGCAGCAACGGAGGACUUCCUGUGUCUUAGCCAAGCUCUCUCUGAGGACACUGCUGUCCUGCAGUCUGACCCGUCUGUUGCGUGUACCCACCGUAGGGGUAUCAGGCCAUUCUGCUUAGCCGAGACCAAGUUGGUUUUUAGUUCGUCCGUGUGUUUGCGAGAGCACGAGCGAGUAGGGGUGUGUACAUGUUUGUGUGUGCGUGUUUCUAAAGUGCCUCACAGUUCUCACAACCUUGAUUGCAGUAAGGAAACGAAACCCUGACUGAGCAGGGAAUGAAGGGAAAAGAUG
This is a messenger RNA of Carassius carassius (crucian carp), 6997 nucleotides long. RefSeq names its product voltage-dependent L-type calcium channel subunit alpha-1C-like. Gene Ontology annotation, biological process: calcium ion import across plasma membrane. Gene Ontology annotation, cellular component: membrane; voltage-gated calcium channel complex. The transcript is spliced from 48 exons. Gene Ontology annotation, molecular function: high voltage-gated calcium channel activity. The coding region runs from base 87 to 6698 and encodes 2203 amino acids. The record is from RefSeq and is a predicted model, not a curated record. Lineage: Eukaryota; Metazoa; Chordata; Actinopteri; Cypriniformes; Cyprinidae.